Molecule: messenger RNA, 1770 nt
Organism: Triticum dicoccoides
Lineage: Eukaryota; Viridiplantae; Streptophyta; Magnoliopsida; Poales; Poaceae
Product: serine carboxypeptidase-like 18
Exons: 15
Coding region: 73-1308 (411 amino acids)
Biological process (GO): secondary metabolic process; proteolysis
Molecular function (GO): acyltransferase activity, transferring groups other than amino-acyl groups; serine-type carboxypeptidase activity
Source: RefSeq, a predicted model, not a curated record
CGAUCCAGAUCUGCUCCAAAUCAGGCAAUCAGUACCUUUAACAAACGAACAAGUGAGAAAGCUAGGAAGAAAAUGUCCUUCCACGUCCUGCCGUUGCUACUGCUGCUGCAUCUAGUUGCCCGUCUCCCGGCGUCGACGCGGGCGCCGGCGGUGGUUACCCACCUGCCAGGAUUCGAUGGCCCUCUGCCCUUCCACCUCGAAACAGGGUACGUGGGCGUGGAGGAGGAGACCGGGACGGAGCUCUUCUACUACUUCGUGGAGUCCGAGAGGAGCCCCGGCACCGACCCCGUCAUCCUGUGGCUCACCGGCGGCCCCCGCUGCUCGGGCUUCUGCGGCAUGGUCUUCCAAGUCGGUCCUAUAAACUUUGUGGUGGCACCGUAUAACGGUAGCUUGCCGCAGCUUGUCUAUAACCCCUAUUCAUGGUCCAAGAUUGCAAGCAUCAUCUUCUUGGAUACUCCCGUCGGCGCUGGAUUCUCGUAUGCUCAUGAUCCCAAAGGUUACGAUGUUGGAGACAUAUCGUCUUCUUGGCAAGUUGUUACAUUUCUGGACAAGUGGUUCAGCGAUCACCCACGCUAUGCUUCAAAUCCUUUUUACAUUGGAGGAACUUCAUAUGCUGGAAAGGUUGUUCCACUUAUUGCACAAUACAUUUCACAAGGAAACGAACAAAGAAGGCAAGAUGAGAUUAAUCUCAAGGGCUAUUUAGUUGGCAACCCUAUUACAGGCUUAAGGUUUGAUGAUUUCAAUUCCAGAAUACCAUAUGGUCAUGGUGUUGGAAUCAUUUCUGAUCAACUAUAUGAGGCUGCAAUGGAGAAUUGUGAAGGUAAUUAUGUAAGCCCAAUGAAUAAAAUGUGCGCUGCGGUUAUAAAUACCAUUGAAAAUCUCAUUUCUGAACUGUACAAAGAAUAUAUCUUGGGUGAUAGAUGUGUACAUGAUGCACCAAAACCUGUGAAGAAUGAUACUUCAAGAAGUAGGUUUAUGUCAGAAGAACAAUUUCAGCUAAGCAAAUCAUCUCCUCAUCCUACUAUCAAUUGUUUCAAUUACCGGUACUACCUGUCUAACAUUUGGGCAAAUGAUCACAGGACUAGAGAUGCUCUUAGGAUCAAGAAGGGAACCAUUGGCACGUGGGUAAGAUGCAUCAAAGGAUUCCCUUAUGCGUACAACGUUCCAAGUAGCAUAGAGUAUCAGUUCAACCUCACCACCAGGGGUUACCGUGCGCUUGUGUUCAGCGGAGACCAUGAUAUGGUGGUACCACAUUUGGGAACACAGGCUUGGAUAAGAUCCUUCAACUUCUCCAUUGUUGAUGACUAGAGAGCAUGGCAUGUUGAUGGCCAGUCUGCAGGAUAUACAAUUGGUUAUGCCAAUCACAUGACAUUUGCGACAAUAAAGGGUGGUGGUCAUACAGCAAUCAGCUUCCGGCCUAAACAAGGAUUUGCCAUGGGUCAGCGGUGGCUGGACAAUGAGCCGCUGUGAUGCGCCUGCUUUGGUUGUACUGUUUUCUUGUGCUUACAGUCCUUGCAAGUUCUCCUUUCUUCUUACAGUUACGCUUCUGUGGCCCGAUAGAACAAGUAUGUUCUUGCAACUCAUUUAGGCCAAUGGGGGUUGGGUCCUCUAGUUUACUUUUGUAAGUUGAGUUGAUCCUGCUUGCUUCCAUAACUUUGUUACAUGUGUUUUUCUCUUAUGGCGUACUAGUCAUUUAGGGUUGAGCAUGCAACAGCUUAUGUAAUAAUCAUUUUGAUCUUCUGUUCUCUAAUUCCAUUCAGUUGGUGAGUA